Molecule: messenger RNA, 470 nt
Organism: Suillus plorans
Lineage: Eukaryota; Fungi; Basidiomycota; Agaricomycetes; Boletales; Suillaceae
Exons: 3
Source: RefSeq, a predicted model, not a curated record
GUCUCGCAGUCUGGAUUGUGGUAAAACACUUCCGUGAACUACGACAACAUUCGGCAGGAGGGAUUAUCGAGGACUGUUUCACGGUGUUGAUGAAAACUCACGUGGUUUACUUUGCGAGCUUUAUUGUUGUUUCUUCUCUCCAUCUCACUAUUGAUUUAUAUCCAACAUUCUUCACGAGCGAUUCACUGACCCCUCAGAUUAUUUACUCAUGGUGCGGUAUUGGGCACACUUUCAGAAGGACAGCCAGAUGCUGGGGAGAGAAGGGAGGCAGACAACCGUCGAGAUGGAAUCGCUGCAGCGAUGUGGACCGAUUAUCUUGCGGAGCGCGCACGUCGGGGGCUGCUGUAACUGUAGAAUAGCCUGCUAUACAGUUUUCAUAGGGAUCGAAGUUCAAAGUACUAGUACGUAGUACACAACAGUCUAUCAUGUAAUUUGGUAAACGACAAUGAAUGUAUCAUGCAUAUCCACAC